Capronia coronata CBS 617.96 is the source of this 2679-nucleotide messenger RNA. RefSeq lists its product as uncharacterized. Lineage: Eukaryota; Fungi; Ascomycota; Eurotiomycetes; Chaetothyriales; Herpotrichiellaceae. Gene Ontology annotation, cellular component: nucleus. Gene Ontology annotation, biological process: rRNA processing. Gene Ontology annotation, molecular function: nucleic acid binding; ATP binding. The coding region runs from base 1 to 2679 and encodes 892 amino acids. The record is from RefSeq and is a predicted model, not a curated record. The transcript has a single exon.
AUGGCGCCACCAGGCCGCCACAAAGGAGGUCAAGGACCGAAGAAGUCCUUCCAAAGACCUCGGAUUCUCAAACGAAAAAGAGAGGAGGAAGACCUGGACGCCUUGUCGAAGCGGGUGGCCGACCUCGAUCCCAAGUCUUCGACACCGCCGGAACUCUUCACCGACUUACCACUGUCCGCAGCCACCCAAGACGGUCUGGACGCAUCCCACUUCAAAACCCUGACGACCAUCCAAAGUCGAACGAUCCCGUUGGCUCUACAAGGCUCAGACAUCCUCGGCGCGGCAAAGACUGGGUCCGGCAAGACUCUUGCCUUUCUAGUACCCGUGCUUGAAAAUCUAUAUCGCAAGAGAUGGACAGGAUACGAUGGCUUGGGGGCACUUAUACUCUCGCCGACUCGUGAAUUGGCGAUCCAGAUCUUCGAGGUCCUGCGCAAAGUUGGGCGGAACCAUACAUUCUCGGCCGGCCUGGUGAUCGGAGGCAAGAGUUUACAAGAAGAACGAGAUCGACUGGGCCGGAUGAAUAUUCUGGUGGCCACUCCUGGAAGGAUGCUGCAACAUAUGGAUCAGACGGCCGAACUUGACAUCGGCAACCUCCAAAUGCUGGUACUGGACGAGGCCGACCGGAUCAUGGACAUGGGGUUCCAGGCCACGAUUGACGCUCUCAUUGACCAUCUGCCCCGAGAGAGACAGACCUUGAUGUUCAGUGCAACCCAGACCAAGAGAGUUUCUGACCUGGCGAGGCUGAGUCUGACUGAGCCCGAAUUUGUCUCGGUUCACGAAGGAGCCGAGAGCGCCACCCCGUCGACCCUGCAGCAGAACUAUAUCGUGACACCUCUACCCGACAAACUCGACGUGUUAUGGUCAUUCAUUCGCGCCAACGUCAAGAAGAAGAUCUUGGUCUUUCUGAGCAGUGGCAAGCAAGUGCGUUUCGUGUACGAGGCUUUUCGUCAUCUGCAGCCUGGUGUCCCACUGCUUCACCUUCACGGGCGACAGAAACAAACUGCCAGGCUCGACAUUACCACGAAAUUUUCAAACAGCAAACACGCCUGUCUAUUCUCGACGGAUGUGGCUGCACGAGGCUUGGAUUUUCCUUCGGUGGACUGGGUCGUCCAGGUUGAUUGUCCUGAGGACGCGGACACAUAUAUUCACCGCGUGGGCCGAACGGCGCGGUACGAGCGUGAUGGACGGGCGGUGAUGUUCGUGGAUCCCAGCGAAGAAGAGGGCAUGAUGAAAGCACUGGAGAAGAAGAAAGUCACCGUAGAGAAGAUCAACGUGCGGGAGAAGAAGAUGCAGCAGACCAUCCGCACCCAGUUGCAGAACAUGUGCUUCAAGGACCCCGAACUCAAGUAUCUAGGCCAGAAAGCGUUUGUCAGCUACGUGCGGAGUGUGCACGUGCAGAAGGACAAGGAGACGUUCAACCUGAAGAAACUAGACCUGGAGGCAUUCGCGGCCAGCCUGGGUCUUCCUGGCGCGCCGAGAGUCAAAUUCGUCAAGGGUGAGGAUGCAAAGGCCAGGAAGAACGCGCCGCGACAACUGCUUGCCGCUCUUGCAGGCGAUAGCAGUGACGACAACGGUGAAGAUGGGGACAAAACCAACCGCAAGCAACAGAAAGAAGUCCGGACGAAGUACGACCGCAUGUUCGAGCGGCGCAACCAAGACGUCCUCUCAGAGCACUACACUAAGCUGAUUGAAGAUGACGAAGACCCGCAACCGAAUGGUGCUGGUGCCGGAGUUGAGGAAGACAACGACCUGGACUUUUUGUCAGUCAAGCGCCGCUUCGACGCCGGAGACUCGGCUCUCGACCACCAGGGUGCGAGAUUGCGACAAGCGUCUCCCGAUGCUGAGUCUGGAUCUGAGUCUGGGUCUGGCUCACGGUCACGCUCUGGUUCGGACACUGGAUCUGACAACGAAACGAAGGACAAAGCCAAGAGCGACUCCUCAUCAAGACGUCGUCGCUCGUCAAGCCACCACCAUAACAAAGAAGAAGAAGGAGCAAAAGUAAAGACUCUCCGUCUCACAGACAACCCCGAAGCCGAACCUUUAGUGAUCGACUCGCACCGCCGCGAAAAACUGCUCAAGUCGCGCAAGAAACUGCUCAAGUUCAAAGGCCGCGCCACGCACCUCACGUUCGACAGCGACUCGGACACACCUAAGGACCGCAAAGCCUACCAGGACGAAAGCACAUUCGGCCCUGACGCCGCCGAGGCCGAGAAACAGGCGUUCCUGGAGCGUGAACGCGAACGCGCCAGGGAGAUGGAUGAAGUCGACAAGGAGAUUGCGCGGGCCAAGAGGCGCGAGAAGAAGGAGAAGAGGAAAGAGCGUGAACGGCGGGAAUUGGAGCAGCAGCAACAGCAGCAUGAAGCUGACGGUGAGGACGACGCGGCCACCGGCGGUCACGAUACAAAGCUUGUCCCGUAUGAAGAGGACGUGGACAAAGCGCACGGUGUGGAUCUCGAGACAGACACGACCGAACCCAGGCCGAAACGACAGAGGAAAUGGUUCGAGGAUGCCUCAUCCUCGGACGAUGAACCAGACCAGCACAAGGUCGAUGGCGUCAGGAAUAAGAACAAGAAGAUCAAGAUCAGACACGGCCGUCGCGGGGACGAUGCAGCAGCUGAAGCACCUCAGACCCUCGAGGACCUUGAAGCCCUAGCAUCAGGUCUACUUGCUACAGGUUGA